AUGAGCGCAGACAACCCGCAUCAAAAGUCUGCUCCAAAUUCUGUACCAGCAAUUACUGCGCAAGUCCCGACGUCAAGUGUGGCAACGGCAAGUCAUUUAAACAAGCAGGAUGACAUGCGUAUAUCAGAUGUUCCGUAUGCAGCAGCACAGCCGACGCCUGCUGCGUUGAUGAAGACAGAACCGAUAAAGGUGUCAUCUACACUUCCGCCCAUCGCGGCGGCGCAACCACUGGCUAGCUUCAACCAGAACCAGUUCCAUUCGCUUGAUGGGAGCAGCGAUUCAAGCAGUCCACACAUAUAUCAAAGCGGUCUCAAUAACACAAAUACGAACCACGUUGUAAUGGUUACGAGCGUGGACCCGGUUGGGUCUGCUGGCGAUACUGAAACUGACAGCAGGCAUUUCACAUACUUGCAUAAGUGUCAAUUGAUGGCGAGCUGCUUGUUGGUGUUUUAUGCCGCGACUUUUUUGUUCCUGCAACCUUUUUUACUAGGCGCGUUGGGACUACUAACAAGCAUUUUGGGUUUUUGCGGCUCGCGGGCGCCUAUCGAUGCGACGCGAUUCAAGUGGCUUUGCUAUUAUUUAUGGGCAAACUAUGUCAUGCUGAUUCUCAACAUGUGGCUGCUAAUUGUGACGCUCGUCUUCUCUGGGGGUGUUUUCAGUAGUGACUCUUGGGAUUAUUCUACCAGCACUGGGCUCUACGUGGGGCUUUUAGUGGCGGUUAACACACUGAUGCAUCUGCGCUGUCUGCGAAGUGUGCAGCUCUUGGUUGCCGAGCUCAAAAAUGCCGGAAUCGAUCGGCCUGCUCCCGUCGUGAUGCUUGCGACCGCCAAUCCCACUUUAGCCGUAUAG
Molecule: messenger RNA, 849 nt
Organism: Plasmopara halstedii
Lineage: Eukaryota; Oomycota; Peronosporomycetes; Peronosporales; Peronosporaceae
Exons: 1
Coding region: 1-849 (282 amino acids)
Source: RefSeq, a predicted model, not a curated record